Molecule: messenger RNA, 669 nt
Organism: Tilletiopsis washingtonensis
Lineage: Eukaryota; Fungi; Basidiomycota; Exobasidiomycetes; Entylomatales
Exons: 3
Coding region: 181-558 (125 amino acids)
Source: RefSeq, a predicted model, not a curated record
GAGGAGCCACAGGACAGCGUUGACAAUCGCCUGGCGUGGAACAACGUAAGCGAGGCUGAAGCGUGCAGGUGAUAGGCGAGGCACAUCGCUCACGCAGGUGACAGCGUUGAUCUGCGGCGAGUAAGGACGUCAGCACAGGUGGACAGAGAGCGACGAGACUGCGGGCGCCUUACGAUCUUGAUGACCUGUGGAGAGCAGAGUCAGCAUCGCACGACUUGCGCGCCCCGACCGACUCACCUGCGGGCCCGAGUAGCGCACGGGGUCCUGGAGGCGCUUGUCGAGGAUGAACGCGGACCCGGCAGUCAUGCCAACGCACAUCCAGCCGAGCACGGAGCAAGCCACAGGCACGACAGUGAACAGGAAGCGGCCCAUGACGCCACCGCAGCGGUAGGCGACCGUGGCGCGACGGAACAUCUCGACGGUCGCCGCAAGCUGCGAGGCCAAAGGCAGCGUUGCCUCGGCCGUCCACGUCGUCGUGUCGAGGGUGAAGUGCCAACUCAUGUGGAUGCGGAUGCCGAACGCCGCGAUGCUGCCGAUCUCGCGCAAGUUCUUACCUGAACGAGGCCGUCUUGGUGGCGAGUCGCAGCAGCGUGCCGAUGAGCAGUGCACACCACAGAGAGAUGAAGAUGAUGGACGGGACCAGGUCGUCGUUGCCGAUGACGCCGCCGA